This is a messenger RNA of Daldinia caldariorum, 3834 nucleotides long. RefSeq lists its product as uncharacterized. The record is from RefSeq and is a predicted model, not a curated record. NCBI's taxonomy places the organism in Eukaryota, Fungi, Ascomycota, Sordariomycetes, Xylariales, Hypoxylaceae. The transcript is spliced from 4 exons. Gene Ontology annotation, molecular function: protein binding. Bases 656 to 3529 code for a protein of 957 amino acids.
CCUAUACGAUUUAUGAGUUUCGAUGUUCAACUCCUUCCAAUACCAGAUGUAGGAUCGGAUGGUAUGCAUUGCACAGUAAUGAUCUACUGUGACCAGCGGAUGACUAGAAAACACUGAUAUCAAUAAGCCAUCCUCAUCAGAAUAAUUCAGUAAAUGAUUGGUGGCACCCUGCUCGGCCUGUCAUACCUUCCUUCUGAUGGUGCACAUUGACACACACGUGCACCCAAUUCUCCACAUCCUUUGCAUUAUAUUAGGUACCUAGGUACAUAUUGUCUUUGCCCCUCUAUCUUCCCUUCGCAUACCCGCGCUUCAAAGGCCCUCAAGUUCGCAUAUUACAUACCUAGAAUAACUUUUAGACAAUCGCUUAUUCCGGAUUACAACUGUUAAAUCUGAAGAACUUUUAUUAGAUGGUUUUAUGAGUUCUUGAGGUCGUUCGGUUAUUGUGCCUCAGGAGUCAGUAUAGCAACCAAUUUGGCCCUCUAGCAUAUUGUUGAGUCGGCAGAAGUUGAGUAGGGCUUAAUACCGACACCGGGACGUUGGCGAAUCGAGACGCUUUUCUACCUGUCAUUUACACUAGGUAGAUGAAGUAUUAUCCCAGUCCAAAAACAAAAUAAUACAGUCAAAAUAUAGCGAGUCAACUCACGAAGUAGCCAUCAUGGCACUCAGCACCGAUAUUUCUACUUCAGAAGUAGCUCCCAAGACAUCCCAUAUUCUGGCUUUACCAGAUGAGAUAUUGAAGGAAAUAUGUAGUCAAUGCUUCCAAUCCGAUUGGAUUUGCCUUUCGCUAGUCUGUAAGCGUUUCCGCGACCUUGCCGCCGCCCAACUAUAUCGUAACUUCCACAUCGUCUUUCCCGACGAGGAUGACCCAUAUUUCGAUUCCCCUAUUGAUGGCCUCGCCGGUGGCCUAGAAACCUUUGUCGCAAGCGAAUACAACUAUGCGAAGCACCUAAGGGAGCUCUCCCUCGAUACGCUUAGUAUUGGCGAUAGAGCUGAGCUUGCCUAUAAGCCUUACCUCGCUUCGGUAAGCUGUGGAAAGUUUAUGAACACCUUGUUGCUCCUCACCCUACGGAAGGCUGAAUCGCUUGAUACUUUUCGAUGGAACAUUAGAGUUGAGCUUAGCAGACAGGUCUAUAAAGCGCUGCAUAACAUCAAGUCGCUGAGACAUCUUCACUUGCGCCUACAGGCUGGCACCUCCAUAUAUCAGAUCCCGCCACCCCUUCCAAACUCUAAUGUACAGCAAUCUGAGUAUGAUGCUGUAACUACUCCGGUCACGCAAUGGGCCAACUCGACCAGUACGCUCUUCGAUCCGGCAACGGCUUAUGGACCCCCUCCAGUCCCAAUGUCUUUUCCAAGCCUCAAAUCCUCUUUGAAGAAUAAGCCCCCAAAGAAAUCGUCGAUCACUAAGGAGCCGCCGACUAUUGAAGGCUUUAAAAAUCUUGAAAGCUUGAGCGUCCUUGAUAUGGACAGCCUUGAUGUGGUAAAGGAGAUUCAAGUUUGUGUGCGUAAUUCUUCAUCGACCCUACGAAAGAUGAAACUGUCUUUUUCGGAUAGUCUUGCUAUGCAAGCAAGGAAACCUUGCACGGACGUAGAACUCGAUGAAUCCGAAGACGACGAAUUUCAGGUCAUGCCCAUAUCCCUGUCUGCUACUUACGAUGAUAAUGGACCCGCAAAGGCGUUUCAAGCACAAGAAGAACGUAGAAUCCAGGAACUGGUGCUAGGCCGUAUAUUUGAGAUAGAGUCACCUCGCACUAAAAUCUCUCGCUUGUCCAUCGAAGACAAGAAAGAAGACAAAAAGGAAGAGACGAAGAAGGGGGAUUCUGAAGAACAACCGGUUACAGACCACGGGCAACAUUUCAUAGAAAAUGUUAACAGAGUUUUUGAGCGCAUGGUAGCGCAUGUCAACGGUACGAGCGGAUUUACGUCUAUUGAGCAACAGGAUGCUUUAGACGCAAUUGCGAAAGCGGCGAGGACAUAUGUGAAUUCGGAGGAAUCCAAAUCAAGGCCUAAAACUUCGUCCAAAGACCUGCCCACCGAUGAUAGGCUACACUCAUUGCCCAGAACUCAUGAACUAGGGCCCGACAUGGAAAAGUCAGAUGAGUAUGAGCCACUUACUUUUGAGCGAAAGCCGCAUUCAUCAAUACCAAAGGAUUCGUCAUACGAGGCGAAUCCGGAUGAUAUCGACAUCGAAAUACCUGAAGAGCAAUUGACAACCGAGUUUCAGCGGAUUAUUGAAAUAACUUCAACCGAUAUAUGCUCGCAAAAUGGACCAUACAACCCAACAGAAGUGAGCAUAUUUACCCCUAAUUCAAUAGAACUGAACAGCACCACCCCAGAGCUCAAUACGAGUGGCAUGGAAGAUAUAGGGAGCGAACGAAGGGAACAUACUAACAAGCUUUAUAAGGGGAUACAUACAGGUGUUAUUGCCACAGGCGAUAACCGCCCUGAUAAAGAACGAGAGCACUCGGAGGGUACCGAUCGUAACGUAGAAGAGGCACCUCACGACAACGCAGUCCCAACCGAUGUAAUCACGAAAGAAAAGGAUACACUUCUUAGUAACGCGAAUACGUAUGUACGUGAUACAAGAGGCAUCGGACUCCACUCUCUCAGUAUCCAUCUUAUCCCAAUCAAAGCUUCGGUAUUAGGAAAGGCUAUAGAUCUACAUUCGUUGAAGCGAAUUACUCUGCUUAACGUGGGUGAGCAAAAGAAAUUUUGGGCAAUGAUGGCGAAAGAGAAUAGCUUAAAGCCACUUCCCCUACAAAAGGUCUUUACAGACGAUGUCAGUUUGCAGUUUCUACAUCUCAUUUCGCAGCUUGACUGCGUUAGGGAGGUAUUCUUGCUUCAGCGGUCGCCGAAGUAUAAGCCGGAAAGCUUUGCGCCAAACCCUGGCACAACCAUUGAACAAAUCCGACAUUUUGUUCUUAAAAAGCACAUGCAUUCUCUCAGGCGUCUUAUGAUCAAGAACCAAGCUGACAGCUCAUGGGAUGUGGACGAAAAAACCAUACAACAUAUCUGCAGGCGUGGCAAGGUGCUUGAAGAACUAGCCGUGAUAAUGGGAAUGCGCGCAAUUCAUACUUUAAUCCAGCGUAUCGCUGGCCUUGCCAAUCUCCGUGCGCUACAGCUUAUUUCUUUUAGGACAGAAGACACAUGCCUUUCUGUCAUGCGUGAGACACGUCGCUUCAUAGUUGACGCUCUGUCUUUCCAUCCUGAACUAAAGCUCGAGUGGCUUGCGCUGGGUGACGACGAACGCGCUGUCAGAAUUGUCCGGAAACCGGGAGUUCCUAGGAAGUCAAGAGCGGACUCGAAAAAAGAAAAAGACAAGAAACAGGCUUCGAGUUCUAAUCAAAACUAUAGUAAUAGCGGGCUCUUUCCAGUCGCACCAGUAGAAUGGGGUGCUACAAGUGACAGCGACGAGUACGACGAUGAUGACCCACUACUAAGAGUCAAGCUCGAACUUGUUGAACCUUUCUCAUUCUACGACGUAUUUGGCGUUCGGAUCUUUAAGAAAGAAAUCGUGAAGGGUCGAUUAUGAAGCAGGAUUUGUGAAUUCUUCAGGGCUAUGAGGACUUUUGUGGACGCGUUUAGUUUUUCUCGGUUGGCAAGAUACCCUUUGAGCGUGGAUCGAGUAGGAUAAGGAGUUUAUGAGUUUGGAUGGAUAUUGCUCAACUUCCUUGGUAUUUAUACCACGUCAUUUGUGAUGGUCUUACCAGAUAUCUAGCUUCGUUAGUUUCUUGUCUGAAUACGAACUCCUUGUGAAUGUAUCACUGACUAGGACCCCGAGGUCGUCACUCAUGAAUAUUCAACCGUUACUUAGAAUAUCUUUUCUACUACUUAGCU